Messenger RNA from Pyrus x bretschneideri (Chinese white pear), 2067 nucleotides. Its product is annotated as putative F-box/LRR-repeat protein At1g56400. The transcript is spliced from 3 exons. Lineage: Eukaryota; Viridiplantae; Streptophyta; Magnoliopsida; Rosales; Rosaceae. The coding region runs from base 402 to 1730 and encodes 442 amino acids. Gene Ontology annotation, molecular function: protein binding. The record is from RefSeq and is a predicted model, not a curated record.
AAAACUUCGCAGCUUGUUUUGAAUCAUAUUAUAAGUUUGAAAGGUGUAAAAUGUAUGAAUUGUUUGAUAACCAUUUCGUUUUCAAAAAUAUAACUUUUAGUUUUCAUGUUUUUGAAUAGUAGUUAUGGGUGACAACUGAAAACAAAAAACGAUAUUGUUAUUACAUUUUUACACCCAGAGGGCCACAACAAGUGAAUAUCGCCCGGUGCUUAUAACUGCCACUUCCCUCGUAUACGCAAAUAAAAGAAAACCGAAGAGACGCACUUAGCAUUUCGCCAACCACCAAAAUUGUGCCACAAGAAAUCUCUUCUUCUCUUCACAUCCACCUUCUUCUUCGUCGAUCACUCCUGCCACUUCUUUCAUAUAAUGCAAGUAUCUCCGCCAACUUAGUAGUUAACAACAUGGACAAGUUCUCACAGUUACCCGAACCUCUCCUUCUGAUCAUCAUCGCCAACUUGCCCUUCAAAGAAGCCGCAAGAAACUCCAUUCUCUCCAAGCUAUGGCGUCGCCUUGGGCGUUCGACCCAAAUCGUCGAGUUCAACGAGCGUUUCUUUGUGAAUACUGACGCAGCACCGGCGGACAGAGCGAUUCAGAGACUAACUUUCAUUGAUUUUGUGCGCCAUUGGAUUGACAACAGCCCAAAAACGCCUGUGGGUAAGGUUGCUCUCACAUUUUCUGAAACUGAAAAUUUCCAACAAUUCGUGCUGGAUUGCAUUCAAUUUUGUGUGAAGCAUGUUGUCAAACAGUUGGCGCUCGAUUUUUCUGACCCCGCAUGGGAUGAACUCGGGUAUGAUUACCACGAGUCCUAUUUUGAUUUGCCUUUGGAUGUGUAUAAUCACCGAGUUCUUGAGUCCCUAGCUCUGUUUUCUUGCAAUUUUGAUGCGGAUUUGGUUGGGAAUUUUCAUCUGCUGAAGCACAUUUCAUUGGGUUGGAUUGCUCUGCCAGUUUCCCUUCAAGAAACUCUGUUAGCACAAAGUAGAUUGCUUGAGAGUCUGAGUCUGAAGAAAUGUUGGGGGAUGAACUCCCUUGACGUUCGUGGAAAUGACUUAAAGCUAAAAACUUUGGUGGUUGAUAGGUGCAGCAUUCAUUACCCGCAUUCCUUUUAUCUUGAAGCACCAAAGUUGAAUUAUUUGAAGUUUGUUGGUGGGGAUGUGCCGGCAUUGACUACAGGCGAGGGUAGCGAAUUCAAUUUCUUUGAAGAGUUGGACCUCGACUUGAGCCCUGUGAUAGAUUUUCAUGGCUCUGCUAGUCCCAAUUCUAUUCUAGAUAUACUUCCUCGUAGCCUUGUGAUAGAUUUUCAUAGCUUUGCUAGUCCCAAUUCCAUUCUCGAUAUACUUCCCCCUUCAAGGAAGUUGACAGUCUGCUCUUACAUUCUUCGGGCUAUAAUCAAUCAUACGGAACAGGAACCAAUUAUUCCGAGUCCUCAUUUGACAGUGACAGAUUUGACACUGAAAACGACAAUGCAUCACCAUGAACAACUCGGCAUCAAGUUUUUCUUGAAUUGUUGUCCUCAUCUGGAGACUCUUACAAUCAAACGAUGCCCUGAGGAAAUUUAUGAGUAUUACGUUACUCCUGUACUGAAGCCUCAAGAGAUGUGGAAGGGAACUGUAGAAGUUUACGAGUGCAUAACCCGAACACUGAGAAUGGUUGAAGUAAAAGAUUAUAUGGGGUCACAACAUGAACUUGACCUGCUCAGCUAUCUUCUCACACAUGGCCGGAUCGUGGAAUAGCUUACUGUCGUUACAUCAAGUGAUGAGGAAGUUAAUGGUGGAAACCCCGAAGAAUUCAGACUCAAGGCUCGAGAGUUCUUGCAUCAAGUCGAAGAAGCCUCACAAAAUCUGGAAAUAACAGUUCUGUAAGUAAGUAACCGAUUAAAUCUGCUGCAUGUGUUUGCUUCCGGCAAAACAAUUGGCUUUCAUAUGCAUACAGUUGAAGAUGGAAUGUUCAGUCUGAGUCGAGUCUAGCUGAAAGACUUUAAGCAUCCGAUGAUAUACUUUUAGUUUCAUGUGCAGUUCAAAAUUAGAAUCAUGGAAGUUGUCUAAUUCAGAGACGAGUAUAAGUCUGUAA